Messenger RNA from Populus nigra (black poplar), 1790 nucleotides. RefSeq names its product probable glycosyltransferase At5g20260. The transcript has 4 exons. Gene Ontology annotation, molecular function: glycosyltransferase activity. Lineage: Eukaryota; Viridiplantae; Streptophyta; Magnoliopsida; Malpighiales; Salicaceae. The record is from RefSeq and is a predicted model, not a curated record. Bases 223 to 1623 code for a protein of 466 amino acids.
AAAAAAACUUUCUAGCACCAGCUUGCCGCCGAUUCUAUGGGGCUGUAAUGAUUGAUUGUCACAAACCGUCACUCUAGCUUUACUUUCUUCUCGGUAAUUUACUUCUGUACAUAUAUAUUCUUAUUAACUCUUCGUUGGGAAUACUUGUGUACGUAGACACCAUGAUUCUCCUCCCCCUCUCUGUGUGUUUAUGUUAGAAGAGAAGAAAAAAAAUAAACCGCCAUGGAAACUAUAUGUAAUGGCUCUAACGUUGGUUUUAUGCUACUGCCGGUUGUUGUUUUCGCUUCGCUUAUUGUCUACUUUGGUUCUCCCUUGAACCAGAAUACCAAUACUGUGGGAUAUUUUUCUUCGUUUUCUACAUCAAAUACUGCCUAUACUAAAGCUAACGAGCUUGUUUUUGAAAGCUCUCAACCCUCUCCGUCACAGCCACACCAGUUGCCAACGCAGAUAAAGAGAGGCAGAGAGAAGAUUGAAGAUGGUUUGGCAAGAGCAAGAGCAGCAAUUCUGGGCGCGGCGCGGUUGAAAAACUACACAUCAUACAAGGAAGGAACUUACAUUCCCAAAGGAGUCAUAUACAGAAAUCCUUACGCUUUUCAUCAGAGCCAUACAGAGAUGGAGAAGAGAUUCAAGAUAUGGGUUUACAAGGAAGGAGAGCGACCUCUUGUCCAUGGUGGACCCUUAAACAACAUCUACGGCGUUGAAGGUCAGUUUCUUGAUGAGAUGGAGCAUGGAGAGAGCCCCUUUGCUGCUAGUCACCCCGAUGAGGCACACAUGUUUCUCCUACCCAUUAGCGUGGCCUAUAUCAUCAGCUAUGUCUACAAGCCUCUUGUCACGUAUUCUCGUGAUGAACUGCAACGUUUGGUCCAAGAUUAUGUUGGUGUUGUAGCCGACAAGUACCCUUACUGGAAUAGAAGUAAAGGAGCUGAUCAUUUCUUGGUUUCUUGCCAUGAUUGGGCACCGGAUAUUUCUGGAGCCAAUCCUGAUCUGUACAAGAACUUCAUAAGGGUCCUUUGCAAUGCCAAUACAUCAGAAAGAUUCGAGCCUCGAAGAGAUGUUUCAAUACCAGAAAUCAACAUUCCUAAUGGCAAGCUCGGACCGCCCCAUAAAGGCCUGCCCCCAAGUAAGCGUUCGAUUUUUGCAUUUUUCGCUGGAGGAGCUCAUGGUUAUAUCAGGAAGGUGUUACUGGAGAACUGGAAAGAUAAAGAUGACGAGAUUCAAGUCCAUGAAUACCUUGAUAAAAAGGGAACAGAUUACUUCGAAUUAAUGGGUCAAAGCAAGUUUUGCCUCUGUCCAAGUGGGUAUGAAGUAGCGAGUCCAAGAGUGGUGACGGCAAUUCAAUUAGGCUGUGUACCUGUGACUAUUUCAGAUAACUAUACGUUGCCGUUUAGUGAUGUUCUCGAUUGGAGCAAGUUUUCAGUGCAUAUUCCGUCCGAGAAGAUACCUGAAAUCAAAACAAUCUUGAAAAAGAUUUCUUCGCAAAGGUAUAUGAUAAUGCAAAUGAGAGUGAUACAAGUGCAAAGACAUUUCGAAUUGAAUCGACCGGCUCGGCCAUAUGAUCUGCUUCAUAUGCUACUUCACUCGGUAUGGUUAAGGAGGCUCAAUGUCAAGGUGCCAUAUCGAUAAUAUAAUAUGAUUUUCUAUAGAUUUUAACCCCUUCGUACAUCUCAGAUCGUCUCUUGAGUUUUUUUGUUCUAAACUGUAUCAUAUUUUGGAAUUGACUUUCAAGUCUUCUUUCUUUCAGUUUUUCCAGGUAUCUCCUAAAUUUAUAUAUAAAUAUUAAAGACUAUUUA